UGGUGCGGUAAGACUUUGCAUUAUAUUCCCAAUGAUGUCCGACCUUAUAUGGAAUUCGAAGUCAAUUCUUUGUUAAGCCAAAAGAAACUAUGUCUCGUUCUUGAUCUAGAUCAUACACUCGUUAACACAACUCGUUUGGCAGACUUAACUUUGGACGAGGAAUACUUAAAGGAUCGAACUAUAUCCUCUUUAUUUCGACUAGAUAAAUAUGGGAUCAUUACGAAGUUGAGACCUUUUGUUCACAAGUUUUUACAAGAAGCGAGUAAAAUGUUUGAAUUGUGUAUUUACACGAUGGGUGAACGUGCUUAUGCAUUAGAGAUGGCGAAGCUUCUUGACCCUGAAAACCAGUAUUUUCAAUCAAGAAUAAUUUCUAAAGACGACUAUCCUAAAAGAGAUAAAAAAGAGCUCAAUGUUUUAAAGGUACCAGAGAGUUUAGUUAUAGUACUUGAUGAUACAAAAAUGGUUUGGGAAAAGAACAGAGAAAAUCUGAUUUUGAUAGAUAGAUAUUGCUACUUUUCUUCAAGUUGUCAUGAUUUUGGGUACAAAAAUUGUAAGUCUCUUUCACAAUUGGGAAGAGAUGAGGAUGAAUGUGAUGGAGCACUUGCAAACAUUCUUCGUGCUCUUAUAAGAAUACACCGCGAAUUUUAUGAUAAUGAUCGAAGUAUUGCUGAUAGAGAUGUGAGGCAGAUGCUAAAAACAGCAAAACAGGACGUUUUAAGAGGUUGUAAGAUAGUGUUUAGUGAAGUUUUUCCUAGAAAUUAUGGUGCUGCUAAUCACUCUUUGUGGAAGAUGGCGGAAGGGUUGGGUGCUAUAUGUUCGACUGAACUUGAUUUUUCUGUCACCCAUGUUGUUUCGACAAAUGGUGACAAUGAGAAGUCUCGUUGGGCGGUCCAAGAAGGCAAGUUCUUGGUGCACCCUAGGUGGAUUGAAGCUGCAUAUUACUUGUGGCGAAGACAUUUGGAAGACGAGUUUCCGGUGAAUGUAGCUAAGUGCUUGUCGAAGUAAGCCUGAUUAGAUGGUUCAAACUUGCACCAGAAUCUUGGAGUUAACAAUGUAAUUUUGACAAACUCAUGUGUAGUUGAGGAGAUGAAGGAUUAAGAUGAUAACAAGUUUUGAUAAUUCGCCAAAUUAAAAUGAUUUCGACUUACAAUAUAUGCAGCUUUACAUUUCCAGAUUGUCUUGUUUCAGCAAAAUACUGUAAUAGACAUUAUAGUAGUACAUUGUAAUUCUAUUUCCUUGUUCACCAAAAAAAAAAUCAUGUAUGGUUUCAAGAUCAAAGAAAAA
Molecule: messenger RNA, 1284 nt
Organism: Beta vulgaris subsp. vulgaris (sugar beet)
Lineage: Eukaryota; Viridiplantae; Streptophyta; Magnoliopsida; Caryophyllales; Amaranthaceae
Product: RNA polymerase II C-terminal domain phosphatase-like 4
Exons: 1
Coding region: 49-1005 (318 amino acids)
Cellular component (GO): nucleus
Molecular function (GO): RNA polymerase II CTD heptapeptide repeat phosphatase activity
Source: RefSeq, a predicted model, not a curated record